GCUCCGCGCGUGUGGCGCGGCCGCGCUGUCGGGCAGUCGGUCCGGCAGUCAGGCAGGGAGCGGGCGGCUGCUGGCCUCUCCGUCCCUCCUCCUGUUGGGUGCCUCGGGGUCUCCCUGCCCUCGUUCUCCCGCGCUGCCAGGCGGGGAAAGCCGCCCCGGCGAGAUACUGUGAACAAGGACACUGAACCAAAAGAUCCAUAUCCCGUUCCAAGAAAGAUUAUGGCUGAACCAGACUACAUAGAUGAUGACAAUCCUGAAUUAAUUAGACCUCAGAAAUUAAUUAAUCCUGUGAAGUCAUCCCGGAAUCAUCAAGACCUCCAUAGAGAGCUGCUUAUGAAUCAGAAAAGGGGCCUUGCACCUCAGAACAAACCAGAGCUACAGAAGGUGAUGGAGAAAAGGAAACGAGAUCAAGUUAUUAAACAACAAAAAGAGGAGGAAGCACAAAAGAAGAAAUCAGACCUGGAAAUAGAGCUACUGAAAAGGCAGCAGAAACUGGAGCAGCUUGAACUGGAGCAACAGAAGAUACAGGAAGAGCAGGAAAAUGCACCUGAAUUUGUCAAAGUCAAGGGCAACUUGAGGAGGACGGUCCAGGAGACAACAGAAGCACCAGACUCAUAGAGCCAGCACCUGCUAAGACUUCCAGCUUUCCUGCAGAGAGAGGCUUUUGCAAGUUGUCUCCGACUUGCCGCUCAAGAGGGAAAACAAGGGCAUUCAGCUGACACUGAAGAGGAGAUCUUUAGUUCCUGGGACAUGUGGAUUAAAAGGACAGUUCCAGAAACAGAUCGACUUGCCAAACGCAGUCCCAGCAUGGAUGGAUCAGGAGUCUGUUUGUCAGUUCAGUGUCAUGGACCAGUCUGAUGUGCUUACUCAGAGAUUUUAACCAGGGAUACUAGAGAAACACCUUCAGUGUUGCACUGCUUUAUCUCUUGUGAUCCUAAUUUAGUGGAGAUACACAGAUUAUAUUUUGCUUUAAAACAGAUCAAAAAUCCUCCUGUGAUAUCUUACAAAGCUUUGCCGUGCAGGUAGAUUUCCUCCAUCUAGACCUACAGCCUGUGUGUAUCCCAUGCUGAUUUGUGUUUAGUUGGGAUUUUAAUCAAACCUGGGGAGGACAUGAGGUAUGUUGGUCACUGCUGCCCAUCCCUACUAGGUGUGGGCAAGACAAGAAUGAUUAAAAUUCACCAGCAGUGAAAAGUUAAGCAGCCUUAAAGCCCAUUUCUCCCUGUUUGGCAUACAGAAUUUGGGCUAUGAAAGAGCAGAAAUCUCUUGAUCCUCUCACCAGGGAGAAUCCAGAAGCUGAUUGAUCUCUGUCUCUAAACUUGCACCAUUGUGUACAGGCCUGUGCAGUGCUACCUGUGAACUUACCUCUCAGUGCAAAAUGACCUGUCUUCUGCUUUUUUGUAUUGAAAUCCUACUUUGCUGUUGUGGCCUUUCUCCUGCAAGAACAUGCUGAUCUGAGUACAGUGCUGACACAUUACUUGAUAGUGUUUAAACUUAUUUGCGGGGACUGAAGUCAGGAAUCUGAUCUGCCAUCAGCUCCUGCUCUUCAUUUGCAGGAACUUGUUGCAGUUCCAGCACGGAGCAGCAUUUAAGCCAGAGCAAACUGAUCGUUGUAAUCUACUGAAAUGGAUAUUUUUUCCCUAAAGUGAGGCAUAAAAUGAGGUUUAUUUUAUCCCAUCCUUCCUUUAGCCUCAAGAAAGAAGGGAAGUGUGUUAUCACUGAGUCUUAGAGCCCAAUUCUGUUGCCUUCUGCCUUUCCAUAAGUUGCCCCUGUGACUUGCCAUUAAACAAAAUACUGCUUAACUUGCACAGGGAUGGCAGAACCUGGGCCUUCACGCUUAUGACUACUAGUUACCCAGGAAAGCCUGAGAUGAGGAAAGGGGAACAGAGUGGGGCAGAUUACUCAUGUAGGAUUAUAGAAGUGAAUUUUUAACCUGGUGUGAAUGGGUGCAGAUAUCUUAGCUUCAGAAGCUGGGGAUAAAUCCUCAUCUUCUUAGGUCAGCGCAGCCCUAGCUCUCACUGAAGCUGUGUUCAUCUGUAUCAGCUGAGGAUCUAAUCUUAGUUUUUGCCUUAGGAUGCUAAACAAAAUAAUUUCUACUUUGUAAUUACAUUUGACAUACCUGUUUGAGAACACUUUUCUAUUAAUAUCAGCAGUGAUGUGUUUGUACAAGGUGGUGGGGGAGGGUUUGUUAGUUUGGUUUUUAGUUCCUUUUGCCUUUCCUGUGCUUGGUAUUUUAAAUACGAUUUCAGCAUAGCACUUGGGACAAAACGCUCACAGUUAGAGAUGUUUCCUAGAUACAGACUUCAGUAUGUCAAGAUCCUGGCAUUUUUUUUAUGAGGACAUAAUCAGGUUGAGAGUAAAUUGAAUUGUGAUAAGUGUAUUGCCAUUGAUUUAAACUUGCAGUGUGACUCAUAUCUAGAAGAUUAAAUGUGAAGAUGGUCCACCAGACUUCAGAUUAUGGAUAUUCAAAAGGCCAAAUGUAAGGUUCUUCCAUGUGUUUUCACAACAAAGGAACAUCCUCAGUGCUGCAACUUCUUCCCUCUCUCCUUCCCUUCUUCUGGAAGGAGAGGCUCUUCCUUUCUGGCAGCACAUUAUUCAAACACUUGCACUGAUGGAGUUUGGUUUUUGUUGUUCAGACAGCACUAUACACAAACUUUCUACACCAUGCUUAUGUUUUAUCUUAGCUGUUCCCAGCCUACCAAACUUCAUGCCUCUUGGUUUCCACUCCUGCUUAAUAUGGAAAUGUCUAGAAGUUGGUGAGGGAACUUUCCUCUGAUUCAACCUUUUCAGUGUUUUCCCCUCGGUGAACAUGGCAAUCCUACCGUGUAUGAACAGUCAAAUGAAGCUGGUGUAAUCCAAAUAGCACUGGAGUCAGUAGAGGACACUGACCUCUCUUUGGCUUCAGGGACUGGGUUGGAUUGGACCCUUCAGGGCUGGUCAUUCUGCUUUCUCUCCAUAUUAGCUUGUGAUUCAGAACAGUUUCUGAACACAGGAAGCCAGAAAACUCCCUUGUACAUAGAGCACGAAGUAGUUUUUUUGUUUUCAGUUGGAAUUAGUUUUCUGUGUGAACAGAACAUCGAUGUGUGUGAUGGAACAUCUUUGAAUUCUGCUGACCCUUUAGUCUAGGAAUCCCAGUCACCAUGGCAAUUUGAGAGGCAAAAGCUCGCCUUUAAAAGUCAGAAUUGGGGUAGAGUGGGCAACCCUUCAAUGGUUAGUCAGCUGGUCAUACCACAAAUGUUCUGUGUGGCUAACCAAGUAGGAAACUGCUUGCCAGUGAGCAUAAGGAAUUCCUGAUCUGCCCUUUAGCUGUGUGGGGUUUGAUGCAAUCCAGCAAAUACUUCAGUGAUUUGAAAAUGGCUAACUUACCACUUUGUACUUUUUUAAAGCUCCUGCUUUCGAUAGUGUAGUAGUAAAACUUUUAGCUUUUUUUUUUGGUGGCUUUAACCUUCUGUUAAUAUCUGCACUUGUUUGAGUGUACAUAUAUAAAUAUACAUAAAUAUAAAAAGGGAGCCUUAAUGGAUUUGUUUUCAUAAUUUAAUAUUUUUUGUAUUUGCUCUUGGAUAAUUGUUUUUAACUAAAGGUAUUAUGAGAAUGAGGGUGGAUUACUUAGAACCAAAGUUAUGCUUAAUAAAAUCUGCUACAUGCUUGG
This is a messenger RNA of Pogoniulus pusillus (Red-fronted tinkerbird), 3646 nucleotides long. It is a transcript of the gene FAM107B, whose product is annotated as family with sequence similarity 107 member B. NCBI's taxonomy places the organism in Eukaryota, Metazoa, Chordata, Aves, Piciformes, Lybiidae. The transcript has 4 exons. The record is from RefSeq and is a predicted model, not a curated record. Bases 220 to 618 code for a protein of 132 amino acids.